AUGCGGGCUACUACUGGUCUCCUCAUCACAGUUGCCGGCCUCGCCAGUGCCGCCCCCCCUCGAGCUACCCCUACCGCCUGUGUGGACAAGACACUCUGCUUUGAUGGAAUCAACGAGUGCGGCCAGCGUUUUGGAGGAUGCUAUAACCCGUGCUCUCAGAAGGCACCAGUACCACCCCCUUGCACAACGACGCCGCCUCCGAAGCCGACGCGCACGCCAAAGCCCAAGGAUGAUUGUCGUACACGCACAAUCUGCAUCGAUGCCAUCAACUCGUGCGGUAUUCGAUAUGGAGGGUGCAUCCCCGACUGCAAGCCUUACAACCUCAAGACACCUCCCUGCCCGGCCCCCACGACCCCUCCCGCUGCGGUUGAUUUUAUGACUGCUUGGAAGCGGGAAGAGGAUGCCAAGAUGACAGCCUACCAUUCCGAUGACAGCUACAUGUCGGCUUGGAAGGGUGAUGAUGGCAUCAUGACCGCCUGGAGAGAGGAAGACGGCUACAUGACUGCUUGGAAGGAGGACGAAGAAGGCAUCAUGACUGCCUACAAGUCCGAUAGCGGCCACGCGACUGGUUGGGAGAAGGUGGCUGCCACCGCGGUUGCUGGUUCGGUUGAGGAUGGCAUCAUGACCGCUUACAAGGGUGAAGAUGGCUUCAUGACUGCUUGGAAGCGGGACGACGACAAGAUGACCGCAUGGAAAGUCGAGGAUCCUCUCAUGACCAUCUACAACAAGAGGGAGGAGGACCCCAUCAUGACCGCCUACACGCAGCAGGAGGAGGAUCCUCUCAUGACCAUCUACAACAAGAGGGAGGAGGACCCCAUCAUGACCGCCUACACGCAGCAGGAGGAGGACCCCCUGAUGACCGCCUACAACAAGAGAGAAGAGGACCCCAUCAUGACCGCCUACAAGCAGCAGGAUGAGGACCCCAUCAUGACCGCCUACAAGCAGCAGGACGAAGACCCCAUCAUGACCGCCUACAAGCAGCAGGAAGAGGACCCCCUGAUGACCGCUUACAACAAGAGGGAGGAGGACCCCAUCAUGACCGCCUACAAGCAGCAGGACGAAGACCCCAUCAUGACCGCCUACAAGCAGCAGGAAGAGGACCCCGUCAUGACCGCCUAUCAAACCAACGAUGGCGUCAUGACUGCUUGGGCACCCCAGCCUACGCAGUAA
Molecule: messenger RNA, 1170 nt
Organism: Drechmeria coniospora
Lineage: Eukaryota; Fungi; Ascomycota; Sordariomycetes; Hypocreales; Ophiocordycipitaceae
Exons: 3
Coding region: 1-1170 (389 amino acids)
Source: RefSeq, a predicted model, not a curated record